ACGAGAGAAAUGGCUGAUUCGGAAGAAAUACAACGUCUCGAGUAUUUAUCCCUGGUGUCGAAGGUGUGCACGGAGCUGGAGAAUCACCUGGGAUUUAGCGAGAAGGAUCUGGCUGAAUUCAUCAUCAAUCUGGCCGAGAGGCACCCAACGUGUGAUGGAUUCAAAGCGACUCUUUCUGAGAAUGGAGCCGACUUUACGGACACCUUUAUUGGUAAUCUAUUCAGACUUAUUAAUACUAUGCGACCCUCAGCAUCCACAAUUACAGAGGUGAAGCCAAAGAGUGGAAAGGACCUACUGAAAGACAAGUACCCAGCUUUAUGUAAACCAGAUGAUCCUGCGUGGAGAAUUCCACCAUGCCACCCAGAAAAAGACGACGCGCAGGUGGCAGCAGCAGCCAUGAAGGAGCUGGAGAUGCUGAUGCCUAAUUUCUGUGGAACGAGCUCUGAUGAUGGGGCCGCCAGGAAUUUGGACGGUCCCAGAAGUCGAGACGCAGACAGACAGACCGGACGCCGGCGAAGUCGCUCUCGCUCCAGAUCAAGAGAUCGAGACGGAGACACGAACCCCGCGCACAAAAGGAAACGGGUGUCGCGCUGGAGCGACCAUCCGCCAAGCCCUCGCAGAGACGGCGGCAACAAUAACGCCACCAACAACAAUAACAACCCCGACAACGACAACAAGAAACGGGUGUCACGCUGGAGCGACCAUCCACCGAGCCCUCGCAGAGACGCCAACAACGCCGCCAACAACAACCACAGCACCACCGACAACGACAACAAGAAGGAUGAGAGAGACUCUGACCGCCGGCGGGAUCGACUUGUGGAUCGGCCUCCGCCGGAGGAGCCCGUCGUGGGCGACGUCUACAACGGCAAGAUCAGCAGCCUGAUGCAGUUUGGCUGUUUUGUGCAGCUGGAGGGCCUCAGGAAGCGCUUCGAGGGCCUGGUGCACAUCUCCGAGUUACGCAAAGAAGGCCGCAUAGCAAACGUGGCGGACGUGGUCACCAAAGGCCAGAAGGUGAAGGUCAAAGUUCUGUCCUUCACCGGAACCAAAGCCAGCCUCAGCAUGAAGGAUGUGGACCAGGAGACGGGGGAGGACCUGAACCCCAACCGGAGGAGGAACCUGGACACCGGAGAGGAAGCCAUGAGGAACCCGGACCGCCCCGUUGAAGCCAGCUUGGUGGAAGUAGAGGAGAACCCGCUGGAGCGCAAACGGCUCGCCAAGAUCACCGACCUCGAAAAAUGGGAAAUCAAACAGAUGAUCGCCGCCAACGUGCUCCCCAAAGAAGAGUUCCCAGAAUUCGACGAGCAGACGGGAAUCCUUCCCAAGAUGGAUGACGAUGAAGAUGAAGAGUUGGAGAUCGAUCUGGUCGAAGAGGAGCCGCCGUUCCUGAGGGGACAGACCAAGUUCAGCACCAACAUGAGCCCGGUGAAGAUCGUGAAGAACCCAGACGGCUCGCUCUCCCAAGCCGCCAUGAUGCAGAGCGCCCUGUCCAAGGAGAGGAGGGAGCUGAAGCAGACGGCCCGUGCAGUCGAGAUGGACUCCAUCCCCACCGGGAUCCACAAGAACUGGAUCGACCCGAUGCCCGACUAUGAAGGGAGGCAGAUUGCCGCCAACCUGAGGGGCCUCGGCGCCUUGCCGGCCGAUCUGCCGGCGUGGAAACGGUCCGCCUUCGGAGGGAACCAGGCGUCGUACGGCCAGAGGACCGAACUCUCCAUCCUGCAGCAGAGAGAGAUGUUGCCCAUUUUCAAGCUCAAGGACCAGCUGGUUCAGGCCGUCCACGACAACCAGAUCUUGAUCGUCGUGGGAGAGACGGGGUCCGGUAAGACCACUCAGAUCACUCAGUACCUGGCGGAGGCGGGCUACACCGCCAGGGGGAAGAUCGGCUGCACGCAGCCCCGCCGCGUGGCCGCCAUGUCCGUGGCCAAGCGAGUCGCCGAGGAGUACGGCUGCCGUCUGGGUCAAGAGGUGGGUUACACCAUCCGCUUCGAGGACUGCACCAGCACCGAGACGGUGAUCAAGUACAUGACGCACGGGAUGCUGCAGAGGGAGUGUCUGCUGGACGCCGACAUGAGCCUCUAUUCCCUCAUCAUGCUCGAUGAGGCCCACGAGAGGACCAUCCACACCGACGUGCUCUUCGGACUUCUCAAGAAGACGAUACAGAAGCGCAAAGACAUGAAGCUGAUCGUGUCCUCGGCCACGCUGGACGCCGUGAAGUUCUCCCAGUAUUUCUGCGAGGCGCCCAUCUUCACCAUCCCAGGGAGAGCUUUCCCAGUGGAGGUCCUGUACUGCAAAGAGCCCGAGACGGACUACCUGGACGCCGGCCUCAUCACGGUCAUGCAGAUCCACCUGACCGAGCCUCCGGGUGACGUCUUGGUGUUCCUGACGGGCCAGGAAGAGAUCGACACGGCCUGUGAGAUCCUGUACGACAGGAUGAAGUCGCUGGGGCCGGAUGUCCCUGAACUCAUCAUUCUGCCGGUUUACUCCGCCCUGCCCAGCGAGAUGCAGACCAGGAUCUUCGACCCGGCGCCCCCGGGCAGCAGAAAGGUCAUCAUCGCCACCAACAUUGCCGAGACGUCGCUCACCAUCAACGGCGUCUACUACGUGGUGGACCCCGGCUUCGUGAAACAGAUCGUGUAUAACAACAAGACGGGCAUCGACCAGCUGGUGGUGACGCCCAUAUCACAGGCCCAGGCCAAGCAGAGGGCCGGUCGAGCCGGCCGAACGGGCCCCGGGAAGUGUUACCGGCUCUACACGGAGAGGGCCUACAGGGACGAGAUGUUGACCACCAACGUGCCCGAGAUCCAGAGGACCAGCCUGGCCAGCACCGUGCUGUCCCUGAAGGCGAUGGGCAUCAACGACCUGCUGUCCUUCGACUUCAUGGACGCCCCUCCCAUGGAGACCCUGAUCAUCGCCAUGGAGCAGCUCUACACUCUGGGCUCCCUGGACGACGAAGGCCUGCUCACGCGGCUGGGCAGAAGGAUGGCCGAGUUCCCCCUGGAGCCCAUGUUGUGCAAGAUGCUGAUCAUGUCCGUCCACCUGGGCUGCAGCGAGGAGAUGCUGACCAUCGUGUCCAUGCUGUCGGUGCAGAACAUCUUCUACAGGCCCAAGGACAAACAGACUUUGGCGGACCAGAAGAAGACAAAGUUCUUCCAGCCGGAGGGCGACCACCUGACGCUGCUGGCGGUGUACAACUCCUGGAAGAACAACAAGUUCUCCAACCCCUGGUGUUUCGAGAACUUCAUCCAGGCCCGCUCCCUGAAGAGAGCUCAGGACAUCCGCAAGCAGAUGCUGAGCAUCAUGGACAGACACAAGCUGGACGUGUUGACUUGCGGCCCCGCGACGAUGCGGGUCCAGAAGGCCAUCUGCAGCGGCUUCUUCAGGAACUCAGCCAGGAAGCACCCGCACGACGGGUACCGCACCCUGAUCGACCAGCAGGUGGUGUACCUCCACCCGUCCAGCACGCUCUUCAACCGGCAGCCCGAGUGGCUGGUGUACCACGAGCUGGUGCUGACCACCAAGGAGUACAUGCGGGAGGUGACCACCAUCGACCCGCGCUGGCUGGUGGAGUUCGCGCCGGCCUUCUACCGAGUCGGCGACCCGACGCGCCUCAGCCGGCAGAAGCGGCAGCAGAAACUGGAGCCGCUCUACAACCGCUACGAGGAGCCCAACGCCUGGAGGAUCUCCCGCGCGUUCAGGCGCCGCUGACGGUCUGGUGGACCGGUCGGCCGUACUGGGCCAACUGGGAAGAGCGACCGAGACAUUUCAUUUGGUUGUUUGGCCAAACCUGGAUGAUCCGCUUCAACCUCCAUCUAUUUGUUUUUUGACAUGUGAUAUUCUAGAGUAAUCCGUUUUCCGGCCUUGUUAUGUCGACUGAAUAUAUUCCACAUAUUUUGUAAUGAUAAAGAAUAGUUUUUCGUGAUUGCCGAUAAACUCUGUAUGCGUUUUUAUUCGUUGCUGCCUCCUAAUGGAGUAUUGAUUCAAUGUGUGUGCUAAGCGUUAAAGAAAUGAUGAUUUACGGGAAACGAGCAUCGACUGAAGAAACUCAGAAAUUGACGCUCUGUAUUUUUAAGCAAUGGCUGCAAACUUAAAUAGACAAUUUGAAGGGGAUGAUUCCCCAGCAGUGUGAUGUUAGAGAGGGAAUAAUGAGCAGCUUAUAAAAUAUCAUAAAAACUACUCAUGCCAAUCAAAGCAAACACUGAUCAUGAAAGUACAAUAAUGUAUUUCCGUAUUUAAAUUUGGUACUUUAAUGCAAAAACAAAAAGGGCUCUAAGGUUUGUGGUUUGCAGUUAGAGGACAAAGAGGUUUUGUUUAUUUGGGGGAAUUUUCAAUGAUAAACUAAAUACGACAUUUUCAUCCAGGUAAGGCCACAGUUUUGUUUUUGCUGUAGUUAUUUACACUACCGUUCAAAAGUUUGGGAUCACUUAGAAAUGACUAUUUUUCAAAGAAAAGCACUUUUUUUCAAUAAAGAUAACAUUAAAUUAAUCAGAAAUACACUCUACAUUGUUAAUGUGGUAAAUGACUAUUCUAGGUGGAAGUGUCUGGUUUCUAAUGAAAUAUCUCCAUAGGUGUAUCGAGGCCCAUUUCCAUCAACUAUCACUCCAGUGUUCUAAUGGUACAUUGUGUUUGAUCAUCGCCUUAGAACAGGGGUUCUCAAACUUUUUAGGCCACGCACCCCCUUCUACAUCCCGACCGGGUUCACGCACCCCCAAUCCCCCACACUUUUUCUUUUUUUCCGCUCCGAGAAGAGUUGUUGACGGGGGAGGGGGGGGUGCUAGUGAGAGUGUGCUCACCUGUGUGCGCGGAUGUGUCAGCGCGUAACACGGCAGAGCGAUGCGCGUUAUGGGAGCGGCGGCGCUGGGCUUAGCCCAGAGGAGUGAAGCAGCGAAAUUUGUAGACAUAGAAACACUCUCAGACAGAAGCUUGCUGUUACGUGCGCCUGCUGCCAGUCUGACUCCGCUGCUUUGGGUGAAUGACGUCACGUGCGACCUGGAGGUGUUAACCACUUGUGUGCCAAAUCUUUUUUAUUUUAAAUUAACAUUCGGGGCUAAUUUUAGCCUAGGGACGCCACUGAGUCUCACGCUCAAUGCGUGACACUUGAGAGCCCUGAGAAUGUUUAAUAUUAAUUAUUACACCAUUAGACCGCCAUUACAUUUUUCCUCUCGCGCACCCCCUAGAGACAGCUCGCGCACCCCCAGGGGUGCGCGCACCACACUUUGGGAAUCCCUGCCUUAGAAGACUAAUAUCUGAUUAGAAAACCCUUGUGCAAUUAUGUUAGCACAGCUGAAAACAGUUAUGCUGGUGAUAUAAGCUAUACAACUGGCCUUCCUUUGAGCUUGAAGUUUGUAGAACAAAAUUAAUACUUCAAAUAUUAAUCAUUAUUUUUAACCUUGUCAAUGUCUUGACUAUAUUUUAUAUUCAUUUGAUAAAUAAAAGUGUGAUUUUUCAUGGAAGACACGAAAUUGUCUGGGUGAUCCCAAACUUUUGAACGGUAGUGUACAUGUUUACAUUUGGCCCAUCAAAAAUCUACUUUUUAUAAAUAAAUUUAGGGAACAUUUA
This is a messenger RNA of Pseudoliparis swirei, 5553 nucleotides long. RefSeq names its product ATP-dependent RNA helicase DHX8. Bases 10 to 3702 code for a protein of 1230 amino acids. Gene Ontology annotation, cellular component: catalytic step 2 spliceosome; intracellular anatomical structure. The transcript is spliced from 23 exons. Gene Ontology annotation, biological process: mRNA splicing, via spliceosome; spliceosomal complex disassembly. Lineage: Eukaryota; Metazoa; Chordata; Actinopteri; Perciformes; Liparidae. Gene Ontology annotation, molecular function: RNA binding; RNA helicase activity; ATP binding. The record is from RefSeq and is a predicted model, not a curated record.